AAGUACCGCGAGGGAAAGAUGAAAAGGACUUUGAAAAGAGAGUCAAAGAGUGCUUGAAAUUGUCGGGAGGGAAGCGGAUGGGGGCCGGCGAUGUGUCCCGGUCGGAUGUGGAACGGCGAGAGCCGGUCCGCCGAUCGACUCGGGGCACGGACCAGCGCGGAUUGCGGCGGCGGCCAAAGCCCGGGCAGUUGAUAUGCUCGUGGAACGCCGUCGCUGCGAUCGUGGCGGACAGC
This is a messenger RNA of Salvia hispanica, 233 nucleotides long. The record is from RefSeq and is a predicted model, not a curated record. NCBI's taxonomy places the organism in Eukaryota, Viridiplantae, Streptophyta, Magnoliopsida, Lamiales, Lamiaceae.